AUGUUUGUUGAAUCUAUGUCAACAGGCAAACCCAAAGUCAAACAAUCACAAUUUAGGAGAAUGAUAGAUUGUUCAACGUGUCCAAAGUUAUUACCAAAUAAGAUUUAUAUAAAAGACCAUGAAAGAGCUCAACCAAUUAAAAUUGCACAAUUACUUGGACAAUCUGAAAAUUUAAAAAGUCUUCAGAAGAAUAGUGUACACAAAAAAGUACAACCUGAAAGAUUAGGAACAUUUUCAAGUAUAAAAGGUAUAAAGAUAAAUGAGAAACAAAGUGAAAGAAGUACUUCUGGGCAGCAUACAUCUAAUAAUAAACGUGUACGUAGAAAUCUUAAUUUUAAUGAAAUUUCUAUUAGCACUAUAGAAGAUAAUAAAGAAAAUAAAAUUCAUUCAAAUAAGUCCAUACCUAAUAAGUCAUUUCAUGAAAAUAUUUCCAAACCAAUAAAAAAAAGAAGUUUACUACUACCACCAAAUACUAUAAAAGACAAAUAUUUACAGAAAUAUAAUAAGAAAGAAAGGAAGCAUUCAACAAUAUCUGAUGUAUUUGAAAAUGGUAGUAAUAUUAUUGAAUCUUUAAAUACUAAUAUUAAUCCUACAGUGUUGUCUGAUAAUAUAUUAAUAAACAGUGAACAAAAAAUUAAUCAAUCUCCUGAUUAUACAACAUUAAAAUUUAUUGAGCAUGGAGAUUUUAAACCAUUGAAUGUUACACCACAAUCUUUGAUUUCUUCGGAGGGUAAAUCUUCUCAACAAAUAAUCAUACAUAAUGAAGAUCAGAUAUUUACACAAAAUAAUGCAGUACAUGAGAGACUGAUUCCAAACAAGAAUUCUUUGAAAAGUGACGUAUCAGUAAUACUAGAAGAAGCAGAUGAUGUUCAAAAUUUAUGUAACGACUUUCAAGAUUCAAAGCUAGUAAUAUCUGAAAAUGAUAUGAAUAUAGAACAUAAAUCAUCUAAGAUGAUCUAUAUAAAUAAGGACAAUAUUAUUUGUUUGGAACGUAAUUUAAAAAAUUUAUUAAAAGAAAUAGAAAGAAAUAGAAUGAAAUUAAAAUCAACAUUAACACAUGUUACAAGAUUAUUAUCUAUAAACAGUGAGGAAAAUGCACUUUGUAAUAUUGAAUUAGAAAAAGAAAAUAUUAUGAUAGAUAAAGAAGUCCAGGUAGAAAUUUGUUGCAAGUCCACUCAGUACUCAGAAGAACAACUAAAAACACCUAUUAUAAUUGCAACACAAAACCCACAAAUUACAGAACAGAACGUGGAGAUUUUAAAUAAAAGUACGUUAAAUCAAGAUGAUGAAAAUAAGAAAAAUAAUAGAAAUGAGAAUACAACAAGAAUGUCUGAUGUUAUGACAGAUGGAAGUUUCCUAGAAUUAGAAAAUCAACUUAAUAUUAAUUAUGCAAGAGCUACUCAGAAAUAUUCAAUCCAACCAAAGAUUCCAAAAAUUACAAAAUAUAAACAGAAACAAUCAUUUAGAGAAUACAUGGCUUUAAAAUCAAAUAUAAGUUUCUUAGAAACUCCAGAUGGUAAAAAGUUUAGAUCCUUAUGUCAAAUAGAUAACACAGAUAAAUCUGUUCUCAAUAUAACAUAUAUAUCAAAUAAAUUGCUUACAGAUCUUGAUAAUUUGUACUCUGAAUCACCAGAGUCUUAA
Molecule: messenger RNA, 1641 nt
Organism: Eufriesea mexicana
Lineage: Eukaryota; Metazoa; Arthropoda; Insecta; Hymenoptera; Apidae
Exons: 5
Coding region: 1-1641 (546 amino acids)
Source: RefSeq, a predicted model, not a curated record